AUGGACAUUAGUGAAAAUAAAAGCUAUUCACAACAAGAAGAUGAUUAUUUGCCACCCAUUGUGUCAUCAUAUAACGAUGAAACAAUCCUGCCCCCGCUCUUUGAUUGCGCGGAUAAGCUGCGGCGAAGCUUAAACGUGAUGCAACAAUGUAUCCAACCCCCUCCAGUUCCUACAAUUGUUCUAGUUGGUGACAGAUGUUCAGUCGUAAACUUGAAGUUUCCCUCGAGUUUGAUGGGAAAACGAGGACACAGAAGUAGAACCGAUGAUGAUGAUGAUGAGUGGCAUGUAGCCUUAGAAAUAAGUCGGGCGACAAACACAAUUGCUGGCACAACAAAUGGAAUAUCUAACAACCCUUUGACACUGCUCCUGAAAAAGAAAGGUUUUCCUAAUCUUACAAUUGUGGAUUUGCCAGGGAUUCCUACCUUAGACGAAGCUAAUAAAGAGAUAUAUGAGCGAAUACACCAGAUGAUUUUGAAUUAUAUAACCCCCGAGGACAGGAUUAUCUUGAAUAUAUUAUCAGCCAGUACUGAUUCAUUGCCUAAAAAAUUUGAGUCAAUGAAUAUAUCUAAGAAAGUCGACAAGAAAUGUGAAAGAACUCUAGUAGUUGUGACCAACGCUGAUAAUGCUCCUCAUAAGUUCCUUAAUGAGCUAGUACUUGAUAAAGUUACUGCGAUGGGACUUAAUUAUGUCUGUGUCAGGAAUAACAUUGACUUGGAGACUUUAAAAGAAUCCGAGAUUAUAGAGGCUACGCUUUUUGAAACGAAUGAAUUUCUAUCCAAGAUUAACAAGUCUAUGGUUAGUAUUCCAGUUUUAGCUCGUAAAUUGAUGAUAAUUCAAGUAAAGAUUACUUCAACAGAUAUCCAAAGGAAAAUCAAGGAUAGGCUUAAUGCGAAUGUCACAGAACUCAAAAAGUUACCAAGUCAGUGCUUCAGCACAGUCGCUGAAGCACUAAGAGUAGUCAUGCAAUUUGUGACUUCAGCUAAGAAGUUAUUGCAGACAAUUCUUCCAGGAGGGAAUAAGUUCGAUGACCACAACGAGGAUUGUACUAUGUAUAAGAAGUCAUUGCAGACAAUGCUUGACCAGUAUUCUGCUCAGUUACAUUCAAAGAAUCUUGAAAAGAAAGAAGACUUCUUGAUGGAAGAGAUCAUGUAUAUAAAGGACAGAAUGGUGAAUGGACUUUCAAUUGAUUUCCUCAGUUUUCUGCACGAAAAGGUCGAUGGGAUUUCUAAAAUGGCAGAAGAGUUUGUGGGCAAAAUGUGGAACUGCAUAGAAAGAGUUAUCAUCGAUGUUUUGAUGCAUCAUUUUGAUAGUCACCCGCAACUUCAAGAUUCCACUGGAAGAGCUGUGCAAAACCUUAUUGCCCAAAAGAAUGAUGAAUCGGCUAAUUGGGUACGAGAAAUCAUUGGGAUGGAAAAGUUGGCUAUAGAUGAAGAUGACUGCACACUGGAAGAUAUUUUGGACGAGGCAGGUGGAUUUAAUUUUAUGGCGUUGCAUAUGAUAUCUGCUGUUGGAAAAAUGGUUAUUAACAAUGAGAUGGAAGAGUAUAUUGCUAAUUACCUAACGACAAGUAAUGAGAUUGAAGAAGCACCCGAAACGGCAAAGGCUUGA
Molecule: messenger RNA, 1608 nt
Organism: Nicotiana tabacum (common tobacco)
Lineage: Eukaryota; Viridiplantae; Streptophyta; Magnoliopsida; Solanales; Solanaceae
Product: dynamin-related protein 4C-like
Cellular component (GO): microtubule; membrane; cytoplasm
Molecular function (GO): GTPase activity; microtubule binding; GTP binding
Source: RefSeq, a predicted model, not a curated record